Molecule: messenger RNA, 1144 nt
Organism: Porites evermanni
Lineage: Eukaryota; Metazoa; Cnidaria; Anthozoa; Scleractinia; Poritidae
Source: the annotation of a GenBank genome assembly
AUGAGUAGAAUAAGGAAUCCAACCUGGGAGAACGAUGAGAACCUGAAAGCCGAUAUACAGAAAUACGUACUCCAGAAUUUGACUCGCAAAGAAGUUCUAGACUUUCUGGGUCGAGACUAUCCGCAAUAUGCGUGGAGUCUUCCAACUUUGAGUCGUAGGAUGGCUUACUUCGAGAUAAAAUACGUAGACUACGAAACAGACCUGAAAGUCGUGGAAAUGGCGGUUAAAGAAGAAAUUAGUGGACCAGGACAACUCUUGGGGUACCGAUCAAUGCACCGAAAGUUACGAGAGCACCACCAGUUGGCAGUUCCACGAGGCUUGGUGUACGAUGUGAUGACGAAGGUUGACCCUGAAGGUCUUGAGAGCCGCGGAAAAGUUGGACAAAAGAAGCGGCACAGAGGGCCGACUGGCACAUUUACAUCGCUGGUAAGAUAAGCUUAUCUAAUGGUGCUAUUGGUACGUAAGUUCAUUUAAUUGCAGUCGAACCUCGAUCAUCCGGACUUGUUUUUUUCAUGGAUAUUAAUAAGAUAUGAUCUUGAAAAUUGAAACUAUAAUUAAAAGUUCAUUAAUCUUUGCAAAUGUUUUCAAACAUAUAUAUCAAAAACUUUGAAGUCUGUCAAAACCAAACAAAUGCCUGUUGCCAAACAUUUAUAUUGUCCAGUGUUUGUGGAGCAAAGUUUUGCCCUUUUGAUGCGUGUUCACAUAUUGUGCUUUAUAUUGCAUAAAUGCUAGGCUUUAUCCGGCUUCUACAUUUAGAUCUAAUAUGUUUGAUACCAUUUGGACAGCAUGUUCAACAUCACGACCAGUUUGGCCACCAAACAUGUUUUUGGAGUGUGUGGUCAUCAGACAUUUCUCGUUUGGACAGGCCUUUGAUAAUGAAAAAGCAAGUCCUCAAUGGAAAUUUACAAGUUUUUUGGUUGUAUUUGGUUUCUUACAGGGCCCAAACCACACGUACUCUGGAGAUGGCCACGAUAAACUUAUGGAUUUCAUGAACAACACAUUUCCCCUGGCCGUUUAUGGUUUACAAGAUGUUUUUAGUGGCUACAUUCUUUAUUUGAAACUGUGGCCCUCAAACUCAGAUCCUAAACUGAUAGCACGGUGGUAUUUGGAGUAUCUUUAUGAAUCAAGGGGUAACUGCAGUUGA